Molecule: messenger RNA, 432 nt
Organism: Phytophthora infestans T30-4
Lineage: Eukaryota; Oomycota; Peronosporomycetes; Peronosporales; Peronosporaceae
Exons: 4
Coding region: 1-432 (143 amino acids)
Source: RefSeq, a predicted model, not a curated record
AUGAAGAAAUGUUAUGGAAAGCCGCUAGGGUUGAGAACAUUGUGUGAAACAAGAUGGAAUUCAACGCAGGGGUGUUUCGCGUCGCUACUACGUGUACAGUCAGCGCUUCAGAUGUUUCAUUGUCACAGAGGCGAGUGCGUCGAAGAUCGCUGGGAACAGUGCGAGCAACCCUUAUUUAUGCUUUGGUUUGCUUUGCAUCCUGUAUACGUGGAGUGUUCGAGAGAGCUACCGGAGACUGUGGUAUCUGGAAUCGGCACUCUUGCCAAAAUUGCUGCUUAUUUCUACAGACGGCUCUUUGGCACCGAUGAAAUUGGCCAACUUCGACGUGACAUGCUCGCAUGGAUGCAGAGAAGGUUCACAAGGAUGAAGCCAACUCGCUAUGAGAGUGCUCUCAAUCGCAGUCAAAACUGCCACAUGCGAGCGCUUGUUUAG